AUUUUUGUUAAACGCGCUGCAACAACAUGCGUGGUGUCAUUAUGAUUAUAUUACUCUGGCUCUUGCCAUUGAGCAUGGGUCAAGUGGUGCAGCCCACCUGGUUAAUGCGUCCGGAUCAAUUGCCGAAUGCACAAGCGGCCGAAGUACGUGUUACACCAGAGAAACUAAAACAGGCGGCAGACAUACGCGCCAGCAUACAAAAGGCAGUCAAUGAUGGCACCUAUGUGGUAGCCAGCAGUCCAGAUCAGUUUGUAACAGCUUUGGGUCAACAGCAGCCAGUUGUCAUGGGUUGGCCAGCAAUGUUUAAAUUACCCAACAAUACCAAUUGGCCGCCACCACGUUUCUCCUUUGGCUAAGAGAGAGCGAACGGUACAUAUUGCAACAUAUUCUUCUUGAAGAAAUUUAUAUUUUGAAAUAAAGCUUAUGA
Messenger RNA from Drosophila busckii, 427 nucleotides. RefSeq lists its product as uncharacterized. The record is from RefSeq and is a predicted model, not a curated record. NCBI's taxonomy places the organism in Eukaryota, Metazoa, Arthropoda, Insecta, Diptera, Drosophilidae. The coding region runs from base 27 to 356 and encodes 109 amino acids. The transcript is spliced from 2 exons.